GCAGCUCGGUAGUGGACUUAUAUGGGUCAUGGCAGAGCUCCCGUCUGGACUGUUGGAGGCCUGCGUUGUGGUGGGAGCCUCCGGUGAUAAGCUUCGAGAGAUACACCAGCUUCAGCUCCUGAGCAAGCUAAAAGACCUCCCCCAGCUGGAAGCUGAGGUGCUGCAGGUCCACGCGCCGCCCUUUGUUUCGAAGGAGGCCAGCUCAAAUCAUCUGACUGGCCCGGCUUUCAGUCGUAUCCAGAGGAGGAAAAGUUUCAUCAAGAAGAAGAGGCGUGAUCGUCCUGCAGAGGCAACGGCUAAUGGAGAACCAGCCAGCCGCGUUGAAGGGGCAUCGACCACAGAGGACAUCAGUGUUCCCAAAGACCUGGACCUCAUCGCCCUUCCGCAGCUCUGUUUUCCCGGUGGUCUUCAGUUAGCCAGAGAGCAGAGAGAAGAUUCGUACCACUACCUGGUUUUCACUGACCUGUUUGGGAAUCGGUCGCAUGGUGUCGUGGUGCAAUACUACAGAGCUGUACAGUCCUUUCAGGAAAGCGGCAUCCAGAAUGGUCACAGGGGGAAUUUGUCGAAGUCCCGCCUCUACACACCCUUUGCUGUCUGUGUGAUCUCCAAGUUCCCCUACUACAACGCCCUGAGGGACUGCCUAUCAUGUCUCCUUGUCCAUUUACGACUCGGUAGGCAGUCUGAGUUUGAGGAGAAGGUCAAAGAGUUCUCAGCCAAGUUGUCCCUGGUCCCCAUACCACCUCCUGGACCUCUACAUGUGUUGUUUAGUCUCCGUCCCCUCCAGGUUGUUCUCCCCUCCAAAGAGCAUCAGGACAGACCUGUUAUUGACAUAGACCUACAUCUGCCAUUUCUCUGUUUCACAUGCACAACACUGUUACAGGUCUUAUCUUGUGUCCUCCAAGAGCAGAGACUGGUCUUCUUCUCAGCCGACUGGGCCAAACUCACCCUGGUAGCAGAGAGCCUCCUGCUUUACCUACAGCCUCUGAGUUGGCAGCAGCCUUAUGUCCCUGUCCUGGCUAGGGGGAUGCUGGACUUCCUUAUGGCCCCUACCGCCUUCCUGAUGGGCUGUCAUAUCAGCCAUUUUGAAGAGGUCGCUGCUGAGACGGAGGACUUAAUCCUGGUGAAUAUUGACGACGGCAACAUUCAGUCUUCAUGGUCUGAAACCAUCGAACUACCAACUAUCCCUCUUAACGCUGCUGACAGCUUUAUAUCAAGGGCUGAAUGCCUCCAGCUUCAUUAUGACCUGGAGCUGUGUCAUCUUGGAGUGGGCACCGAUGCCAAUGAGCUAAGGUGCCAACGCAGAGACUGGCAGAGACGCCUUAACACAGAGAUUCAAAACAUCACCCUGGAACUAGUGGUAAACAUAUUCAGAGAGGUCCAGGACUUUUUGAACUAUGAACACAGAGUUUUUAAUAGCGAGGAGUUUUUGAGGACCAGGGAACCAGCAGACCAGCCCUUUUACAAGAAGGUGUUAGACACCCAUAUCUUCCACUCCUUCCUGAGAGAGAGGCUGAACAGGAAACCGGAUGCCUUCAGCCGCAUGGAGCUCAACACUCGCAAUAAUGCACAGAGGAUGCGCGGCAUGACUGAGUCUCCCCGGCGUCCCCCCAUGUCUGAACUGUCUAGGAGUGGCUACACCAGCUACACCAGCCCUGAGGAUAGGCUUAGCAGGAGACUGGGAGCCAGCCUGCCCAAUCUGGAUCAACCUGCCUCAGACAGCCUGCCCAAAAUCUCCAACAGACCAGCCUCACUCAGGAAGAUCACUCCAGAUGCUGGUUUGAAGUUCCCCCAGAAAGUGGUGAAGGUUUUCCGUCUCCCAGAGUUCCCCCCACCGCUAGCCUACCAGUACGUCCAGAACUACUACUCUGACAUGGUUAUUUCCUUGGGGAAGGCUAUCAGUGCCUCACCAUCAGAUGACUCUGCACUACUGGCCAGGUACCACUACCUGCGUGGCUUGGUAAACACAGUGUCCAACAGGCGUCUUGAUGCCCUGGAGGACUUCCAAAGUCUUUAUAAGACCGACUCAGACAUCUUCCCCUCCCAGAUGGUCAAGUCCCUGGUCGACUCUCUGCUUGAAUCUGAGCGCAUACAGGCUGACAGGCGCCCAGAAUUGAAACACCUCAUCAGUCGCGUCAAGAGGGACCAAGAGCGGGAGCGCUCCCGUAACGGCAGAGAGCAGGAGGAGGACGCUGUUAAGCGUUUCCAGCUGCCGAAAAAACACAUGCAGCUGGAGGAGUUCGUUAAAUGUGUCCAGGAGUCUGGCAUCGUAAAAGACCAAGGAACCAUUAAUAGACUCUUUGAUGCCCUGACCGUAGGCCACCAGAGGCAGGUUGCUCCUGACCUGUUCAGAGUUUUCUACACCAUCUGGAAGGACACUGAGACGGAGGCACAGGAGGUGUGCCUGCCCACUUCUGUGCUGGAGCACAUCGAGCCCAGCGAGUGCGUCUUCAAGCUGUCAUCGUCUGUCAAGACAAGCCGCGGCGUCGGAAAAAUCGCCAUGACUCAGCGGCGGCUGUUCCUGCUGACCGAUGGGCGGCCGGGAUACGUGGAAGUAGCCCAGUACCGCGAUAUUGAGGAGGUGAAGGUGUCCUCUGCUCCUUUCUUGCUCCUGCGGAUCCCAAGUCUGAAGCUUCGUGUCCGCGGCAGGAAAGAGGCGUUCGAGGCCAACCUGAAGACGGAGACCGAACUCUGGAACUUGAUGGCCAAAGAGAUGUGGGCCGGACGCAUUAUGGCCGACCAGCACAAGGACCCUCAGUACAUGCAGCAGGCUCUGACGAAUGCCUUGUUGAUGGAUGCAGUGGUAGGCAGCCUUCAGAGCAGUAAGGCCAUCUACGCUGCCUCUAAACUGGCCCACUUUGACCGCAUGAAGAUGGAAGUGCCAAUGAUGGUCCCCAAGACAACGGCGGAGACGCUGAAACACAAAAUCAACCCUUCUCUUGAACUCGCAGCUCCACAAGCUGUGGACGUGCUACUGUACACACCAGGUCAGCUGUGGGUGUCGCUGAGUGGGGGGAAAGUCAUGGUGUUUGAUGCGUCAAGCUGGUCCCUGACACACACCUGUCUUCAAGUAGGGAAUGCAAGACUGAACUGUAUGCUGGGGGUCGAUAAGGACCAGGUGUGGAUGGGCUCUGAGGAUUCAGUCAUUUACAUCAUCUGCAUGAUGUCCAUGGUCUGUAACAGACAGCUGACCGAGCACAGGGCUGAGGUCACCGGACUGGCCCUGGGCAAGGAUAAAUAUAGCCAUAAGGUGGCGUAUUCCUGUAGUGCAGAGGGAACCGUCAUGGUGUGGGACGUAGCCACGUUGCAGGUAAAGAAGCAGUUCCGUCUGUCUUGUGGCCGUUUGCUGUCUGUCAGCAACUACAAUGGAACCCUGUGGUGCUGUUCCAGGGACAGUAUAAUGGAGGUAUGGAGGAAUGGCUCACUGAAAAAUCGUCUGAGUCUCCUAGAGCAACAUAAAGGAUCGACAACUUUGUUCAGCUCUUUACUGCUUUUACCUGAGAUAGAGGAGCUGUGGAGUGUGAGUGUAGACUCCGGGGAGGUGUGUGUAUGGCAUUUAACAGACACUAGCAAACCGUACCAGCGUGUGGUGCUACAGGAUUGCACCGGGUGUUACUGCAUGAUUCGAGUUAAAAAUCAGGUCUGGGUGGGUGGUUUAGGCCGUAGCUCUGGCAAAGGGAAGAUAUACAUAUUGGACAUGGAGGGCCACCUGGUGUUGAAGGAGCUCCAUGGCCACAGCGACAGAGUCACCGCACUUUGCUCCGCUGAGGAUCGGUACGUCCUCAGCGGAGCCGCCAAGCACGACGGCAAGAUCGCCAUCUGGAAAGUGGAAUAGAGAAGGAGUUAAAGUCUCCACACAGCUUGGAUAGAGGACUGAUGGCACUAGAUGGCGGGAGAAAGCUUAGAUGCACCACUCCAACACUCCCAACAGAUUCACAAAUUUAGGAAGUUUGGAAAAGACAAAAGUAUAAAUCCAAACCAUUUUGUAGAGGUAUUUGCGAACAAUGGGCAAAUUUAAACUUAUCAGGAUUCCCAUCAUGCCAUGACCAGAGCUAUUCCUGUGUGAAAAGAAAAAUGAAAUCUUGAAAUGGCCCUUUUUUAGGGCCCCUAUGCAACUCCUUAAAGGCUGCUGGGACCACCUUUAUACCCCAUGGACCUGUGUUCUCAGUCGAUGAGAGGAAAAUGAAGCCAAGAUUGCCGUCUUGAACAUGCAGUAGAGUUUGUGUCCACAGCCUUAGCCUGUGUCGGCAUGAGGACAUCAUUCACAGGGAAAUAGAGGUCAUGUGAUGCGAUAUUUGGGGUCUGCAGCCAAUCGGGGCAGUCAGAAGAAAUGAAAAGGUAAACUAUUGUUUACAGUAAUUUUUCACAAACUGAGCCGUUUUUCCUACCCAGUAUGAAAAUGUUAUUUUUUUGGAAAACUUGACAAUAUCAGCAAAUUGUUCAUCGCAUAUCUCAAGAACAAACACACAAAAUGUGACAUAUCUGGUGGGCAUAGAUACAGUUAGUCCAAGGGACCACUGUACUUUCCUGAUAGAGGGUGGAUUUAUCCAAAAUGCAUCACAAUACCCUGUGCACAUAUAUUUUAUGAAUGGCCCCAGUAGGGAAUAAAAUGAUAAAUAAGAGCAAUGUUGGAACAACCUCAUUUUACUCCCUUGAAUCUCAAAGUGACUCGUAUUAUUUGGGAGCUUGGUGGGAUUGAACCUUACUCUUGUGUGUUUGCAGAAGUGCAUACGUUCGACUCAAUCAAUGAGUUUGCAGUCACUGAGCAUAGACCCAGAUUUCUGUUGAUGGAGGUAGAUGCAGUUAAAGUGUGUUUUUAUACAUAUUUUUGAUAGAAUCUUUCUUGUUUGGAAAAUAUACUGUGCAUCAGGCCCAGGGAGAUGUAUGGGAAGGGAUGACAGGACAGUUUUAAGAGAGCCACUCCCUGUGCAAAAGUGCAACUCCAUGAUCUCCUUUAGUAGUUUGUUUUGUUUUCGAUAAGCUGCUUUAAUGAUGCUAACAUGCUAUAGCAGGGCAACUGAUGGACAAAUGUACAUAAUUAUUUUCCUUACUGUGACCAGUUAUAAUUCAAGAUGUCAAACUGUCAUUUUAACUGCCUAAGAUUCCUGCCUGGAAUAUUUAUAUGCAUUGUAUUAUAAUAAUAUUAUGUUAUCAUUACACGUUGCACUUUCUAUUAAUGUAUCCUAGAUGCGUGCACUUUCAGUUUUUCCCAGUGGCAGUAUUCAACUGGAACCAAAGACAUUUGGGUUUUGUUUUUGUUUUCAUAUUAUCGGUCUUGUUUCUAUGUGCGUGAGGCACGCCAUGUUAAGUUGCUCAGUGGUCAUAAAUGAAAAUAGAACCUCUGCAGAAACCUCAGAGUAAAUCUGUUGGUGUUCGAAGUUUUACAAUACGAUUUGCGAUGUUACGGUCUUUUUCAGGGUCAUGAAACGUUUGCUUUAUGACACAAACUACAUCCGGUAGUCAUAGUAGUAAAGGAACCAAACUGGAGAAAUUAAGCUUCAAAGGUUCAGUGAAAAUUCUGUGCAUAAUAUCGAAAUUUUAUGUACAGAUUAUGUACAGUACUGUGCACGUGACAAAUAAAGUACUUGAACUUGAAAUAUAUUUCUCAUGUACUCUUAACAGACAAUGGAACAUACACACUUAUCCACUGAUAUGUAUUUAAUAGAUUUUUUGAGUAUUUUUAACUGUUUUUACUUACGUUCAAAGACUGAUAGGACCUGUACCUACAUUGCCAAACCUAUUAACCUCAGUUUCUAACUUGGAAAAAAAAAGUGUUUUGUAAAAUAAAUAAAGUCCCUUUAUUGCCUUUGGUUGAGUUUGGUUAGAUUCUCUUGCAGUUCAACCAGAAUAGCGAGUGAGUUUCUUCACAGUUCUAAUAAGAGAUGAGUAAAUAAAAAUCUUUGCUCAGAAAGCAUUUUGAGUCCAACACAAUAAAUAAAUGUUUCA
Messenger RNA from Lampris incognitus (smalleye Pacific opah), 5943 nucleotides. It is a transcript of the gene dennd3a, whose product is annotated as DENN/MADD domain containing 3a. Gene Ontology annotation, biological process: regulation of Rab protein signal transduction. The transcript is spliced from 30 exons. Lineage: Eukaryota; Metazoa; Chordata; Actinopteri; Lampriformes; Lampridae. Gene Ontology annotation, cellular component: cytoplasmic vesicle. Gene Ontology annotation, molecular function: protein binding. The record is from RefSeq and is a predicted model, not a curated record. The coding region runs from base 29 to 3832 and encodes 1267 amino acids.